UUACACUGAUACUCACGGAACAAUAGUAAUGCGUAUGGUGAAAAAUAAUAGCAUUGAACAAUGCAAUGUACCCGGAGGACCGAGCAUGCAUCUACGACUUGUUUUCUCGAAUGGAACUGUUCGUCCACUAGAUUUCGAAUUUCCUGUGAAUAAAUGGAAUUAUUGUCCGACUGACUGGAUUUAUGUGCUUUUGAUCGAUCCAAAUCUUAUUCUGUUGAAUUAUUUUAAUUUCUCGGAUAUCGAACCUGCAAAGGAUGGUGUUUAUCAAGAGAAUGGUGUUUUUGUAGAUUAUUGGGGAAAUAUUAAAAAUACUUUUCGGCUUGGUUUUGGAUCACCGUACAGCAGAAGAGUUACAGCUGGAUUUAUUCCUUCAGAUGGGAUAUUAAGAACAUACCUACUACCUAAUGGGAGUAUAGGAUGGAACAGAUUCACAAACCCUGAUGAAAACGGCCAACUAUCGGAUAAUGGGGUAGGUUUAUUCUACAACAAAUCCAAAAAUGAAAAUAUCACCGACAGUAGAGCAUUCAAUUUAAUUGAUGGAGGAUUUGGCUGCGUUAUGGUCGUCCAAUCGAUGACUCAAAGUAUGGUGGACUUGCAUGAUUCUUUUGCGCAAUGGAAUGUAUAUAUAUCAUUUUUGAGAUCUGGCAGCUCGAGUGCAACACAACCUUUUAUUUAUUAUCAGACACCAUUACAAUUCACAAACCUGGAUGUUACACGAUGCGCAAUAAUAUUUGAUGGAACUGGAAAUGAAUGUCUUAUGACAACAUCCAUGAAUCGGAAUAUAUCUAUAGAAGCUCAGAAUAAUACUACAACGUAUACAAAUAUCACAGUUGGUAAUAAUUCUAAUAAUUCGAGCACAGAUAACACAACAUUAAUAGAUCCGAAUAAACCUGUUAUAACGAUUUCAAGUAUUCAUUUUGGAAGUCAAGGCCUUGUGACUGCCAUUCAAAUAUUAGAUGUUGAUAGUCAAAUCAGAGUUUUUGAUUUCUUAUAUCCACUUUUCUAUGGUGGAUAUGCUACAUCGGGAACAGUAAAUGAUACAACACGUGGUGAUAUGCUGGAUAGUUUUGGCAGUUCAAUAGAACAAUGGAGUUUUGAAACAUUUACGAAUCAUUCAAAUAUGUUUCCUUUGACGAAUACUAUAUGGGCUGCAAAAAAAGACUCACUAGCAGCUAGAAAUUGGACGAUAUUUACAAAAAAAUUUCCAAAACUAAAAGCUGCAAAUGCUGAUGAUCGUUAUCGAAAUCCAAAUAUCGACACAACAUUUCCAACAAUUGGAGCUGUUAUUCCAUCUAAUAUAACACAAAUAUGCAUCACCUAUGACGAACCUGUCUUUUUGUCAUCUGGUAAUAUCACUAUAUAUCAAGAAGGCCAAUCUGGAUCAGUUGAUAUUUUUCGUCAAGGAGUAAAUCAAUUGUCGCAAAAUUUCCAAAUUACCAUCCAAGAUAAAAACGUCUCGAUUCCUGUUUUGGACUCUACUUUUAAUGUUCCAAAUGCUACUUAUUAUGUGAUUGUUGAUACAAAUUUCGUUCGAAACUCUGAUACUGGUGAAGCAUUACUUGGAAUGAACAAAGAAAGUUGGCGAUUUACUACCGAACCAUUUAAAACUGGUGGAGUUGAUAAAGGUGCUAAUAGACAAUCGGGAAUAAUUCGAUUAACACCUGAGGCUACAAUAAUAUUUAAGAACUUAUCAAAGAGUAAUUCUUCCGUAUAUGAAGAUAUGUUGAAUGAGCUCGCAAGUGCUAUUCCAAUCUCACGCAAAAGACUCGACAUAAAGAAAAAAUAUCAAAUUAUUGAUGAUCAAAUUCUUCUCCGGAUAACCGUUCUACCUUCAGAAAAUGAUUACGAAAACAGCGUAAAAAAGGUUGUGAGUAACUUAAAAACUCUCAUCAAAUAUAAAGAUAUCACGUCUUUUUCAAGAUAUAAUUAUACCGAUUGGCUGGAUAGUAGUUAUGGUUUCCAGGAAACAAGUGAUAUAUGGGCGAAGUAUAAAGUUAUGUUUAUUAUAGCAAUCGUUGACCUUUUUUUUAUUGCUAUUGUAUAUUUUAUGGCAUGGCGUAAGAAUAAAAAGGGUCAAAAUAUUGUCAUUAUUACAAGUGCAUUGAUUCUACAAGAUAUUAUUUUCGAUUUUGCAUUUGUAAUAUUUAAUAGUAAAGACGUAUCAGGACUUUUUAUUCCCAGUUUGCUCACACUAAUAAUUCCGAUAGUCAUGAAUUGUGCCGUUGCUUUCUAUAUAAUACUCUCGGAAAAUUCACGAAACGACAAGUUUAAUUCCUGGUUUCGAAAGUAUCCACAAAUUGCUGCAGCGUCCACUUUGUUCGCGAGUGGCGAUAUCGUUAUAUUGCGUGUACUUACUUCUCAAGUAGGCGGCCUGCAAAUCUUUUCUGCAACGUUUUCUGAACGUGCCGAGACCGUUAUAUUUAUAACGAGCAUGUUGAAUUUGCUUAUUGAGGAUAUUCCACAGUUUAUUAUACGGUUGUACUUUUGGCAAAAUACUGUCAAAUACGAUAUAAUUCCAUUGAUUGCAUUAUGGACUAGUGCGUUAAUCUUAUUGAAUACUUUCAUUAUUCAACUAUGUCAUUGUGUAAUACAAUGUCGGAAAGGGCGAGGAUUGAAUGCCAAGUAUAGCGUAGCGAAUAGUGGUGAUGCAACUGGAUCAGAACUCGGUGAGGACAAAUAUAACAUAUACAUGUAA
Messenger RNA from Ambispora leptoticha, 2695 nucleotides. Lineage: Eukaryota; Fungi; Glomeromycota; Glomeromycetes; Archaeosporales; Ambisporaceae. The record is from the annotation of a GenBank genome assembly.